Fomitiporia mediterranea MF3/22 is the source of this 1362-nucleotide messenger RNA. RefSeq lists its product as uncharacterized. The transcript has a single exon. NCBI's taxonomy places the organism in Eukaryota, Fungi, Basidiomycota, Agaricomycetes, Hymenochaetales, Hymenochaetaceae. The record is from RefSeq and is a predicted model, not a curated record. The coding region runs from base 1 to 1362 and encodes 453 amino acids.
AUGAGCAUUAAUUCCCUUCCCUUGGAGAUACUUGGUGUCAUUUUCCACGAGUAUGUGCACAGUGCACACUUACGCAACAAGGAAAUAUUUUGGGCACCAGUUAGAAUUUCGAGCGUUUGCCGACGAUGGCGUGACGCAGCCCUCUCACUCGGUGUAAUUUGGACCUAUCUGGACUACGACUUUCAUUACAAUCCACGGAAAAACCUGUUAGAGAUUCUCGACAUAUGGCUUUGCAGAUCUAAUGGAGUGCCACUUAAUUUCUCGUUCAAUUUUUACCUCAAGCACUGCUGGUCUGAAGAAGAUAACGAAGUAGCCGAGCGUGCCGUUCUGAUGUUGCUUUCUCACCAAUGGCAUUGGGGGAAAGUCAGAUUCAACUGGCGAUUCAUGACAUCUCCCAACUUUCCAGGUAUAUGGCUUACAAACAUGCCCAAAUUGACAUCGCUUGACUUGUACAUCAAGCUUGAUGGUGGUUUUUACAAAGGAGGCGGAUGUAUCAAUUUUUCGCAGUCUUCGAGACUUGAAUAUCUACGCCUCAAUUGUCCGAUUCCUCUAGGCGUUGAGGACAAGCCAUUGUACUUGCCAGUGGUAGCAACGAUCGAUCUCGAUUUGCAUGGCCAUUCCUCGACACACAUCACUGUGUCGCAAUGCCUGGAUGUCAUUGAGGCGGCUCCGAAUCUGAGGAAAUUUCGGACUUCCUCCUGUACGGUCAACGAAGCAGUGAAUUACGAGGAACGUCCUAUCACCUCGCACAACCUUCGGAUCCUUGUUCUAUGGGGAGGCAGUGCUUCACUCGUAAUCAAUAAAUUGGAUCUUCCCGCUUUGACGGUUUUGACAUGCAUCGACCAUUGCUUUGAUAGCGCAGGCGAAAAUUUCGUGUCGUUUGUCACACGCUCAUUGCCACCAUUAACUCAUUUGGCGAUCGGUGGCAACUGUACUGAUGAAACCGCGGUUAUGCACAUCCUUCCGCUUCUGCCCCUACUUCGUGUGCUUGAUAUGGACCCUUGUACUGUUUCAGCACGGCUUUUUCAGUUCUUUUCUGCUCCAAAUAGGGCCUCUACUGUAGGGAGUUGCAUCCACAAUGCACAUGAGCAGAUUGUAUGUCCCGAUCUCGGAUGGGUUUGCUUCUUUAACUAUUCCAUCGUGGGGGAAGAACGUGAAUGUGCCGAUGCAUUAUGCACUAUGCUAGAGUCGCGCUGGGAUUUUUUGAAGUUUGCCAGGGAAAGGGUUGGGAUCGACGGGCCAAUUUCUGAUGCUGACUGCGAAAGGAUGCAGCAUCUUAUCUGGGAUACAAAGGACUUUUCUAUUGGCAAGGCCAGGGACGAAAGGGAUAUGAACUUUCCAGGUCUAUCAGCUUUUGAGUAG